Molecule: messenger RNA, 1703 nt
Organism: Onychostoma macrolepis
Lineage: Eukaryota; Metazoa; Chordata; Actinopteri; Cypriniformes; Cyprinidae
Gene: rhoab
Product: ras homolog gene family, member Ab
Exons: 5
Coding region: 188-769 (193 amino acids)
Biological process (GO): cell migration; stress fiber assembly; small GTPase-mediated signal transduction
Cellular component (GO): dendritic spine; cleavage furrow
Molecular function (GO): GTP binding; GTPase activity
Source: RefSeq, a predicted model, not a curated record
GCUAUUAUAAACUUUAUAAGCUCAAUUCGCCGCGGAAUGGUUGUUUUAAAACUACUUUUGUGAUAUAGUAGAAAGGUAAAAGCUCAGCGACUGACCAUUCGCCGCUUCCGCGAGCAACCGCCGGCCGGGAGAAGCAGCUCACCCUCGGCGUCCAGAUUUUUAAAACCGUUUAAAGAUUUAUCCAGGUAUGGCAGCAAUUCGCAAGAAGUUGGUGAUUGUAGGAGAUGGAGCGUGCGGUAAAACCUGUUUGCUUAUCGUGUUCAGUAAAGACCAGUUUCCUGAAGUCUAUGUCCCCACGGUGUUUGAGAACUAUGUCGCCGACAUUGAGGUUGACAGCAAACAGGUGGAACUUGCUCUUUGGGAUACCGCAGGGCAGGAGGACUACGAUAGGCUACGUCCUCUUUCGUACCCAGACACUGAUGUCAUUCUUAUGUGCUUCUCUAUUGACAGUCCUGACAGUUUAGAGAAUAUUCCAGAGAAGUGGACGCCUGAGGUGAAGCACUUUUGUCCAAACGUUCCCAUCAUCCUCGUCGGCAAUAAAAAAGACUUGCGGAAUGAUGAACACACACGCAGGGAGCUGACUAAGAUGAAGCAGGAGCCUGUUAAGGCAGAGGAAGGAAGAGACAUGGCCAAUCGGAUUGGAGCAUUUGGUUACAUGGAGUGCUCAGCCAAAACAAAAGAUGGCGUUCGGGAGGUGUUUGAAAUGGCCACUAGAGCGGCGCUGCAGGCACGCAGGGGAAAGAAGAGCAACAAAUGCAGUCUGCUGUGAAUACUCGCCAUUGGACUCUGUGCCUGUACUGGGGCUCAAAAAGAGUGUGUGUGAGGGGCACACUCCUAUUUACACAGUCAUACCCCCCCCCCUCACGUUCGCCAAAUGCUUUUGGGAAAGAGAUCCCACAAAAAAAGCUUUGUUUUGUCUCUUUUUUCCCCCUUUGGUCUUAUUUUUAGUCAUGGAGAUGUUUAUCAGUAUUUAAGAGAACUUGGACAAAUGGGACUUUUUUUUGAUGCUUUACCUGAAUUUGUGGUAUCACUCAAGCUUGCCCAUCUGCCAAAUGCUGUCAUGUGACCCUGUGGGCUGAUUGGAGAGGUGUGAUCCUGUGAGCUGCCAAUCAACACUUUAGCCCAUCCCUCAUAUGCUGGGCUUUUUUUCUGCAACAUGAAACAGGGCUGAACUUGAUUGUUUCUGUAUGUAUGAAUAAUUUUAAGAUUUUCUUUUAGAUCAGGCCAAGUUUGGGAUUUUAGAACAAAAGUACAAAAUAGCUAUUUUAAAGCAAAAAAGGGGCAUGGGGUGGGUGGGGGGUUGAUAUGUAUACAUACCUGUACAUAUAAACGUGUGUAUUUAUAUGUACACACAUUCAGGACUGGAAACCGUAUUUGUAAACUAGACUUGGUAAUCUUGUGUAAUAAAAGAUGUUCUAUAAGGAGCAACUCUGUGUUUGCGUGCGUGCGUGCGUGUGCCUGUGUGAGUGUGAGAGAGAAUGAUCAGGUUCAUGUGUAAACCUUCACAAACUAGCAGAAUGUAAAUGAUGCGAGCAGAAAAAUACCAUUUGUUUCCCCUUCCUUUUUGUAAGUAGUGCAUUAAAACAAUACACUUCUGUUGUUUACUCUUUACAGACCUGCUAUUCAUAAAGUGUAGACAUUUUCAAGAAUGUUCACACUUCUCUUUUUUUCAUGAAAUAAAAAAUGAUAAUCAGAGACAUCAA